Chaetomium strumarium is the source of this 1494-nucleotide messenger RNA. RefSeq lists its product as uncharacterized. The coding region runs from base 388 to 1494 and encodes 368 amino acids. The record is from RefSeq and is a predicted model, not a curated record. NCBI's taxonomy places the organism in Eukaryota, Fungi, Ascomycota, Sordariomycetes, Sordariales, Chaetomiaceae. The transcript is spliced from 2 exons.
UAUUGCCGUGGUCCAUUUACACAUGCGAGUGGUGAAUGCGCCAUUCUGCCUUAAGAAACUCAACACGGAUGGAUGCCUGCCAUUAUUCAUUACCAUUCAAACAGCCACAUCUGAAUAGCUCGUUUUCUUUCCUGUUUCGUUGUUCUUUUCUUCAGCAACUACCUAGGACAGAGUUCAUCACUGGACUUCCUUUACCUUUCCUUUCUCAACCCCACACUUUGCCCACCUCGUCGACAGCCUCGCCAGUGCUAAUACAUUACAACCCAACAGACAGCUCUUCGCUAAAAACAUCGCUACGCGUUUACCGACCUAAAGCACUGAGGAGCUCAGCGCGAAUCUACUUUCCAGGUAUCAGAUACACUUACGAACAUACUUAUCCGCAACACGAUGGCUUCCAACGUCGCUGUCGCGAGCCCGUCGUUGCUUGACGAACCAGUCGACUACCGCGACCUGAAGGAAUGGAUCGCGCAGCAGGAGAUCAACCCGAAGCCGCUCACGCCGGUCCAGCAGCGGGCCAUUGCUGACCUCAAGCGCUCGCUGGAGCCCGACCUGGGCGGCCGGGACUGGGUCACCUUGCUAAAUCUGUUCUCGCAGGCCACUGGUGCUGCGUCCGAGUUCACGGAGGACCUGGCCGAUAACGGCGGCUGGGCCUGCCAGUGCAAUCUCCGACUCUCCGCCGAGACCGAGCAGAUGGUGUUCCCCAACCAGGCCGCCGGCUUCGUGGUCGGCGAGACGGGCACCCGCUGCGCGCCGGGCUUCGCGCGCAAGAAGGACGCCAAGCAGUGGGCCGCCAAAUGCUGCGUCGAGUGGCUCAUGGCGAACGGGCAUAUGCCGUCGGAUGGGAAGAGCGUGACCUUCCCCAAGAGCAAGGCAAAGUCGCCCGCCAAAGCAGCUGCGCAGCCGACGAAGCAGCCCGCAUCUACUGCUGCUACUACUACUAUCACUGGCAACACCAACGGCUACAACAACACCACGACUUCUACGACGAUCACGCCCAAAAAGAGGACCCAUUCCUCCUCUGAAACCACCAAUCCGGUCGACAUCAUCAAAGACGAAGACGACGUCCCCGCCACGCGGCGCGUAACCCAGCUCUGCCAACAGCUAGGCAUCAUCACGCCGCAGUACCGCAUCACACCCACACUCACAACCAUGACCACCACCGCCACCAGCACCGACUCAGGCUCAGGCUCAGGCUCAGCCUACUUCGACGGGUACCCGGACUUUGGCGCCGACAGCGUCAAGGUGCCCGACGGCCUGGGCCGCGUGGCCAACGUGUACGGCAGGAAGAACACCCGGGAGCGCAUCGCCGAGGAGGUGCUGGCCUGGCUGGUGGCCGAGGAGAAGAGGCGCGGGGCCGAGCUGGCCGGGUUGUUGGCGCUGACGCAGCAGGCGCAGAAUGGGAAUGGGAAUGGGAAUGGGAAUGGGAAUGGGAAUGGGAAUGGGAAUGGGAAUGGGAAUGGGAAUGGGAAUGGUGAGGAGGGGGCGUGCCUCUGA